This is a messenger RNA of Pyrus x bretschneideri (Chinese white pear), 2063 nucleotides long. RefSeq names its product plant UBX domain-containing protein 9. The record is from RefSeq and is a predicted model, not a curated record. Gene Ontology annotation, molecular function: ubiquitin binding. The coding region runs from base 125 to 1624 and encodes 499 amino acids. The transcript has 11 exons. Lineage: Eukaryota; Viridiplantae; Streptophyta; Magnoliopsida; Rosales; Rosaceae.
UUUGUUCCUUUGCCCCUUCUCCUCAUUUCUUUACACAUACACAUUCUGCAGCACUCCCAAUAACAUCCAACAUUGGAUUCCAGAAAUCUCUCUCUCUGCAACUUCUCUCUGAAAUCGAACGGCAAUGGCGAGUCCAACUCAGGACAUGAUCGACACGUACAUGAGCAUCACCGGCGCGUCUCACUCACUCGCGCUUCGAAAACUGGAGGAAUACGGAGGAAAUCUCAGCGAAGCCGUGAAUGCACAUUUUGGGGGAGUAUAUAGAGACUUUACAAAUAUGGGGUCGGCUGCUAACCCCCAGUACAAUUUCUCUCAUAUGGAUGGCCAGAAUCAGGUUGCACCACAUGCUUACCCGCAAUACAAUAAUAUGAGUGCUCAGAAUCAAGUUGCACCACAAGGACUUGGACCACUUCUCUCUGCUGCUAGGAGUUUCAGGCCCUCGUUACUCCUUGAUCCUAAUUACAGUAGAGGUCUCUUUAAUCGAAUUACUGGUCGUGCACCAUUAAGUUCACAGCCAGGAGCGGUACCUGGGGUUCCUGUGGAGUUUAACAGAGGGAAUGAUCAGCCUCAUCUCUCAGGACAGAGGCCUCCCAUUCAGGACAUGACCGGAAAUCUACAUGGAAAUGAUGUGGAGGAGGAAAUGAUUCGAGCUGCUAUUGAGGCUUCAAAACAAGAUGCUCAAAAGGCUUAUCUUCUGAAUAUGCAAAGCAGGGCUCAAAAUGUGUCUCCUGUUAAUGGGCUUCCAGAUAAUCAAAUUCACCUAGAUAACAAUGAUUUUGAUCGUGCAGUUUCACUGUCCCUGAAGACAGCAGAACGAGAGAAAGCGAAGCGUGAGCAACAAAUGAAAGAUAAGAACCAAGUACCAGGAACUUAUAGUACAUCAAGGUGGGAAACCUCAAUGCACCACGAUGGAGAUGGAAAUGUAGAAAGAAAACAAGCGAGUCAAGAGUUGAAGCAUGAUUCUGGGAACAAUCUUCAGCAGGGUAACCUUGCCAUUAGUUCUGAAGAGUUAGGCGGCAUUUCUUCCAAAGAGCUUGACGAAGCUAUACUGCUUGAGAAUGCACUUUUUGGUGAAUCCUCAUAUGCACCUAAUUUUACAAGUGGUCCAAGUAGAAAUUUGGAUCCUAAUUUGCAGCCUGUUCAUGGCCCUUCAUCAUCCGCUCUAACAACAAGACAAUUGCUUAGAGAACAACAGGAUUGUGAGUAUCUCGCAUCCCUCUUGGCUGAUAAAGAAAAGGAAAUGAAUGGUGUUAAUGAAGUUGGAACUUGUGACAUAAAGGAUGUCGGCUCUGACAACAAAAAGAUUGAUCCAUUGGAACUCGAGAGGAGGCUUGCUGCGAAAAGGGCUUCGCUUCCUUGUGAACCAGCAAUAGAUGAUCAGAAUGCUGUGACUCUUCUUGUAAGGAUGCCAAAUGGAACUCGCCUUAGUCGCCGCUUUAACAAGUCUGACAAGCUUCAGGUUCUGUUCGACUUCAUAGAUGUUGGUAGAGAGGUUAAGCCUGGAACUUACAGAGUGGUGAGGUCAUAUCCUCGGCGUGCUUUUACUGUUGGUGACAGCAUACUAUCGUUGAGUGAACUUGGCUUGACAAAUAAACAAGAAGCUCUGUUUCUGGAAUUGAUUUAGAGUACAGCUCUUCCUUCGAAGUUUCGUCUCUGAUCAUACAACUUGACACAAGAUGAAAGGUAUGGUCUUUGUCUACGGUUGAUUCAUUUUACUAGGGAGCUAAAGGGACAUGAUCCGGGCCAGGUUUGGAACCUAGAUCAUGUCCUCGGAAGGUAGUGGACGUUGAACUGGUUGACCGUUAAUGCUGUUAGUAAUCCUGCUCAUGGGAGGUAAUGUCUCAAACAACCUGCCGUACCUCAAACCCUGUAAACCAAAGAAAAGCGACAUGCAUUCAUCAGGAUAAUGCCGGUGUGUAUAUGAUUUACCUUCUCCAUGUUGCAUGCCUUCUGAGUUUGUACGACAUGUUCGAUCUUGUAGCAUGCUCUGUUGGUGGAACUUCGAUUACCGACACGAGGAUGUUUUUGUUGUAGAAAAAUUGCAUUUAAACUGCUUCUUUUCA